This is a messenger RNA of Angiostrongylus costaricensis, 114 nucleotides long. NCBI's taxonomy places the organism in Eukaryota, Metazoa, Nematoda, Chromadorea, Rhabditida, Metastrongylidae. The record is from the annotation of a GenBank genome assembly.
AUGGUGGUUCUGUGGUCGGCAUACCUGUGCUUCGAUGGACAUCGUGAGCGAAAGAAGAAGACACGGGUUAUCCACAAACUUGCCGAAACGGCGCUGUUUCGGGCGGUCCCGUAA